AUGGCAGCUGCAGCUCCUCAAGCCAUGAUACUUCGCUUUGUUGAUGCUGACCAUACAAGGAAGAUAAACCUCAGCUCCCGUCCAGCAUCUGUUGAUGACUUGAUAAACAUUUUGAAGGCUGAGUUUGACGACGACUUCCACUUGCAGUAUGAAGACACAGACUUUGAUGGACAACUUACCUGCUUGAUGGACAUUGAGGAGUUGCCACAAAAGAUAACACUACACCUUUUAGUGGAAGGAGGAGAUACAAGUUCUACAGCUGACACAGAAAUACUUUCAGAUGUGUCUUCCGCAGAGCGCCUCAGUAGGUGGCCGCUAGAUGUUUUUCCCGUGCCUACUUUUGCAUUAGAGGUAGAGUUGAAGCUUAGAGAAGGAAAUGCUGCCUUUGAAAGGAAUGGAAAAUAUAUUCAGUUGUCUAGAGACCAAAAAUAUUACAUUUGAGAGAAAGUUGCUACUACUGUGUACAGUUUCAAAGCUUACCCAAAUGACCGAGAGAUAGGAAAGGCAGCUGAAGCACUUGUUAUGAAACACCCCUGUCUGAAAGAGGCAGGAUCUGACACUGGGUGUAAUGGAUGGAGGAACAGCAUAACAUUCAAGAUGGGUAACUACAGAACCAAGUUGAGGAGAGCAGGAUGUCAGGAGGUCUCCGUAAACGCAGGAAUAACAAUAAGAAGCAAUCCAGAAAAUGAACCACUGCACUCAAACAUAAAGAGACCUAAGCGGGCUGAUGUUAACUUUCUGCCAAACUUCCCCCUUGGAGAGGACUCUGAGUCUUGAAACGCUGAGGCAGGAAAGGGUCCAAGAAGUUCAGAAGACUGAAAGGAACUUACCCCUGAUCGAUAGGAAGAUGCAGACCACAUUCGCCCUGCGGCGCCAGGGUAUAGUCACCGACACUCCACCAGUAAAGGACUUCCUUGAUCUCUGGCCUGCUCUGCGCAUGGAGUCAUAGGUAAAAUUGCAAUGCUGUUUUUACAGAAAUGUAUCCUGCUUUAUUAUAGUAGUUAUACUGAAUUAAAUUGUGAUACUGUGUUCCAAACUUGUGAUAACUUCUAAAUACUGUCCUUUGUUGUCUGUCUAUUCCAAAUGUAGGUGUAUGCAGAGUUCCAGAGAAUUACAAAACAGAACCUGCUAAACAUCUUCUAUGCUGAGAUUGACCGUCACACCCCUCGGUUGAUGACCUUGUAUACACAGAGGGCAUCGAAGACUGGAAGGACUGCUGAUUUGCAUUAG
This is a messenger RNA of Coregonus sp. 'balchen', 1230 nucleotides long. Lineage: Eukaryota; Metazoa; Chordata; Actinopteri; Salmoniformes; Salmonidae. The record is from the annotation of a GenBank genome assembly.